GGCACAACCUAACAAAUGCACCUCCAGCAGAUUACUUGACCUGCUUGCUUCCAGGUGAAUUACCUCGUAAAUUUAACACACCAAGUAAAAUGUCCAAGGCACAACCGAAGAAGAAGGAGUCCUCCUCCAGUAAAGCCUCUUUAUCCGACCGACAGAAUGAAGCAGCAUCACUAGCAGCCACUUCUUCUGAGAGCCUAGGAGGAGCAUGGAGAUGCAGAUUCCCCAUCUGGCCUGAGUGGAGCGAUGCAGAAGUCAACAAGGAGAAAUGGGACUCAAGUAAAGGAGCUGAGGACGGAAAGGCCAACAAGAGUCACAAUGCUCCUUUUUUUGAAGUUCCUGAGGGGAAAAUUUCCCUCCCUCCGUCUUUGAAAGUGCACUCCUGGAAGCGUCCUACAGAGUUUAUUGACAACAAG
This is a messenger RNA of Epinephelus lanceolatus (giant grouper), 413 nucleotides long. The record is from RefSeq and is a predicted model, not a curated record. NCBI's taxonomy places the organism in Eukaryota, Metazoa, Chordata, Actinopteri, Perciformes, Serranidae.